AUGACAAAUAGGGAAGCGGACAGCCUCUAUCGGCGUGCCUUGUCUUACAACCCUGGGGCGCUCUGCGACUUGACGGAGGUCGAAGAAGCGGUGGUGACCGCGAAACGUUGUGUCAAAACCUUCGCAAAAGCCAUCCGGGAGCGAGAAUACCAUCACGCCCGGUUCUUCAUGGACGACUCGGGUCAUGAGGAGUGGAUCGAGAAGUUGCGCACGAGGCAGCUCGUCGUAGUGUCGACUGCUGCACGGCUCGAGGAGCGGAAGGCUUCUCUUGCGGCAGGAGGAAAGCCGGGACGUGAAGCGGAAGCGACCCCCGUCCCUGACGAACGGCGCAAGGUGAAAGCAGCGCCCAGAGUGAAAGCAACAACCAGGGCGAAAGCAGCGCCCAGGAUGAACGCAGUGCCCAAGUUGGACGACGCACUCCCCCUCGUAGACCAGCACUGCCCCGUAUCCCAGCGGAAACGCUCCUCUGCCGCGGCCCAGCCGCAUCGCUGGAUCAAUAGUAAGAAAUACUCCUUCAAGAACAAACGAGCCGCACACGUUACCGAAUCCCGGCGCAUUCAGGUGGUGGCUCCGUCCGCACUCGAGCUCCCCGCUACCACCGAAAACGAAUCGGACCACAGUUUUACCGAGCACGUUUCCCAGUUUGUGGACAACCAGGAGACCCAGCCGCUCCUCUCCACCAGCCACCGCCAAUACACAGACAGCCCCCCGUCAAUCCUAGCGCCCGCUUGCAGUCCCCCCAAACCUCCAACCUUUGUUUGCAUUGCAUAUAUUGCUACCAUAUCCCCCGAUGCCCGUGUGCGAUGCGCCAAGGUCUCAGAGGGGAUAUGCGGUAGUUCCCGGUGUCAGGAGCACCAGGACGAAUACGACGAAGCGCUCUCUGCGCUCCCCACGCUGGAGGACGAGUAUGGCGGGAUGGGCCAGACUAUCUACGACAUCCAUUAUCGCAGCGAGCUUACGCGCGCUCAAGUCAUGAAGGACAUCGCCGCCGUCACUCGGUAUAUUUCGCUGGCAGAUCGGAUCAUCGCGCGAAAGAAAACACUGAGGAGACUGGAUGGGUGCUGCUCCUAUGGCCAGGUGGAUAUGUCGAUCUAUUGCGACACCCGGGACGUGUACGAAAGACUCUUGGCCAGGCUGAAGAACACGCGAUCGGAAUUCAUGCGCGAUCCAGAACCAGCACCCGUUGUCACGGUACAACCUCCACGUCGGUACAUGCAGGCGCCGCAGACUACAGACCGGGAGCAAGAUACAGACCCUGAUCAAGAUACAGACUCGGACCACGAAACAGACUCGAUUCAACCUUCUCUAACCCCGCAGCGUCGCACGGAAGACGGCGGCAGGGUGGGCGCCGCAAUCGCUGCCAUGGUCGAAGGAGUGGUCGCGCACCUUGGAUGUGCAUGCCUGCACUAG
Molecule: messenger RNA, 1410 nt
Organism: Trametes versicolor FP-101664 SS1
Lineage: Eukaryota; Fungi; Basidiomycota; Agaricomycetes; Polyporales; Polyporaceae
Exons: 4
Coding region: 1-1410 (469 amino acids)
Source: RefSeq, a predicted model, not a curated record